Molecule: messenger RNA, 1192 nt
Organism: Physella acuta
Lineage: Eukaryota; Metazoa; Mollusca; Gastropoda; Physidae
Molecular function (GO): protein binding
Source: RefSeq, a predicted model, not a curated record
GGUUAUACUAUUAGCGUGUUUUUUUUAAAUAUAUUUUUGUUGUAGUUAAUGGUAGUGGUUAACAUACGGGAAAUAUACAAACAAUAAAUGUUAUGUCGGCAGAUAAACGGGGAAAAACAAUUCUUAUCCAUUAUCCUGCAACCACUAAACCGCAACCACAAAACCGCAACCACAAAACCACAACUACCACAACACAUCCCCCAUACUACACCCAUUACAUUACAUUGCCUCUUCAUCUAAUUAAGACCCUAUAUAGACAAAUCAGAUGUCAAUUUCGCGAUUAAUGUCUUGUUAGAUUAUGCAUUUACAUUUGUAAAUUAUAAAACACUUUUUUUCUGUUUGUUUUCGGUUUUGUUAAAAUUUUCUUUCCAGAGCUAUUAUUCUUAUCUCUGUCGUUCUUGCGGUGCAUAUCGCCUUGUGUAGCUAUGUUUGGACACUACCACAGAAUGUAAUUCAACGAAGUUCUGAAAUGCCAAGGGAGAUUAACCUGACAAAGUUUAGGAAGAAACCAAUCUUUGCUAGUCUGCCUUACUCCGGAUUCUUCAAUACAAUAGAGAAGUUUUAUGAGGACGGCCAGUCUGUUAGUACGACAACCAGUGGGGCAGACACCUUAGCGUUUGUCACAGAGAACUUUACAGAGAAUGUCAAGUUUCUCGACUUCUACGAGGACUAUAUUGGCAUCAAGCACACUGGACAUUACCUGGUGUGUAGCAGUGUCAGGGUCAUCCCGAAUACUGACAGUUGCAGUAUUCCACAGAUUUGGUAUCAGAACCUGAACGUCAUCAACGAGGAGAAGGUCCUCAUGUCCACAGGGCAGUCCUGUUGUCAGUUCUGUUCCUGGCAGGAGGAUACCUUGUUUACCUGUGGUGUGUACAACUUGAACUCAGCUGAAUUCCUGAACGUUGAUUCAUCUGUAAAACUUCAAGACUUCAUACAUUUUCAACCCGACUCAAGUCGUUUUUUUCAUGAUCAAACUCAUUUAAUUUUUAAUUUUCGCCUUUUUUCAUGCAAUUUCUAAUACAGAAAUAGUAAUUUUUAUUUUAUUUAUCAGUUAUACGUGCUUAUAAAAAAAUACGAUUAUCAACAGCUUUGUAUAAUUAUUGUGCUGUUUCUGUUCAAUACUAAAUCUUAAUAUCUAAGGGAAAUAAUCAAUCAAGGGAAAUAAAGCAGUAGAUCCACGUCCAUUAAAACU